ACCUACUUUUGGAAAAUUUUGGACAACCAUGGAUUCGAAGAACUUCGUUGAUUUUGGUAAAGCAGCGAUCGAUUUCGUGGCUGACUACACAGAGAACUUGAGGAACAGGCCUGUCCUUCCAGACAUUGAGCCAGGAUACCUCAGUCAAUUAUUGCCGAAAGAAGCACCGCAAAAACCGGAAGCUUGGCAGGAAGUGCUGAAAGACGUUGAGCGAUACAUUCUACCGGGGAUGACUCAUUGGGGCUCGCCGCAAUUUCACGCAUUCUAUCCAACAGGGAAUUCAUAUCCUGCAAUCGUGGGUGAGAUUUUAAGCGCCGGACUGACCUGUGUUGGGUUUUCAUGGAUCGCUUCUCCUGCGUGUACUGAACUCGAAGUAAUAACGAUGAAUUGGUUUGGAAAAUUGUUAGGGCUGCCAAAGGAGUUUCUAAACUGCAACGAAGGACCUGGUGGUGGUGUUAUACAGGGAUCAGCCAGUGAGUCUACGCUCGUGUGUUUAUUAGCGGCGAAAGAACAAACGACACGUCGUGUACAACGUUUACAUCCAGAUUGGGACGAAGGCUUCAUCAAGGCGAAACUGGUUGCAUAUACAUCAAAUCAAUCGAAUUCUUCGGUAGAAAAGGCGGGACUGUUAGCAUCGGUUUCCAUGAGACUUUUAUCCACCGACGACAAAUGUGCUCUUCGAGGUGAAACGUUACUCAAGGCUAUUAAAGAGGAUCUGGAGAAAGGUUUGAUACCAUGUUACGUGGUGGCCACCUUAGGUACAACUGGCACGUGUGCCUUCGACGAUCUUGAAGAAUUGGGGCCAAUUUGUAACGAGUAUAACGUAUGGUUGCACGUUGAUGCCGCUUAUGCAGGUGCUGCUUUCGUUUGCCCCGAGUAUCGAUAUUUAAUGUCGGGCGUUGAUUAUGCUGACUCUUUCAACGUUAACGCACACAAAUGGCUACUGGUGAAUUUUGACUGUUCUGCGUUAUGGGUAAAAAAUUCUAGGCGACUUAUCGAAGCGUUCAACGUAGAUAGAAUAUAUUUAGAACACGAUAACCAAGGGCUUGUUCCAGAUUACAGGCAUUGGCAAAUUCCUUUGGGCCGUCGUUUUCGUUCCUUGAAACUUUGGUUCGUGUUACGCAUCUACGGGGCGGAAGGCCUCCAGCGACACAUAAGACAUGCGAUCAAAUUGGCCACAAUGUUCGAGGAAUACGUGAAAUCUGACAAUAGGUUCGAAUUGAUGACUGAUAGGCUCAUGGGCUUGAUUUGCUUCAGAAUGAAGGGCGACAAUCAAUUAACCAAGGAACUUCUCAGCCGCAUAGCAGCCGAGAGAAAGAUUUACGUGAUUGCCGCAACCUAUCGCGACAAAUUAAUCAUGCGAUUCGUAGUGUGCAGUCGUUUGAGCCGUGAAGACGAUAUCAGGUUCGCGUGGAACGAGAUCACGAAACACGCGACAGAAAUUUUGCGAACACGAGCACCUUCUGAAGAAACGUUCGAGCAUUUUCAAAAAUCCUCGGACAAUAUAACGGAAACGAUCAAAUCUUUGCACUUCACGUCGAAAGCGCAACAAAUAACGUAG
This is a messenger RNA of Habropoda laboriosa, 1561 nucleotides long. Its product is annotated as aromatic-L-amino-acid decarboxylase-like. The transcript is spliced from 8 exons. Gene Ontology annotation, biological process: amino acid metabolic process; catecholamine metabolic process. The record is from RefSeq and is a predicted model, not a curated record. NCBI's taxonomy places the organism in Eukaryota, Metazoa, Arthropoda, Insecta, Hymenoptera, Apidae. The coding region runs from base 29 to 1561 and encodes 510 amino acids. Gene Ontology annotation, molecular function: aromatic-L-amino-acid decarboxylase activity; pyridoxal phosphate binding.